AUGAACGGCGCUGGCGAUCCCGAGAGGAACCAGGCCAUCGAAGAUUACAAAAAGACACUUCUCGAUCUCCGAGAAUGGGAGGCAAAGCUCAAGUCCCUGCGUAUGGAGAUUAAAGAAUCUCAAAAAGAGUACGACAUAACAGAAGAAAACAUCAAGGCACUGCAAAGUGUUGGUCAGAUCAUCGGCGAAGUCCUCAAACAGCUCGAUGAAGAACGAUUCAUCGUCAAAGCAUCCUCCGGUCCGAGAUAUGUCGUCGGAUGCCGCUCCAAAGUCGACAAGGCGAAGCUUAAACAAGGCACGCGUGUGGCCCUCGACAUGACAACCCUUACGAUUAUGCGAAUGUUGCCCCGUGAAGUCGAUCCUUUGGUUUACAACAUGUCCCUGGAAGACCCAGGUCAAGUCAACUUUGCGGGUAUCGGUGGUUUGAACGACCAGAUCCGAGAACUUCGGGAAGUCAUCGAGCUACCCUUGAAGAACCCAGAGCUCUUUAUGCGAGUCGGUAUCAAGCCGCCAAAGGGUGUCUUAUUGUAUGGUCCUCCGGGCACAGGAAAGACGCUGCUUGCAAGAGCUGUAGCAAGCUCUUUGGAAACCAACUUUUUGAAAGUGGUUUCAUCUGCCAUCGUCGACAAAUACAUCGGUGAAUCGGCGCGAUUAAUUCGAGAGAUGUUUGGAUAUGCCAAGGAACACGAACCCUGUAUUAUCUUCAUGGACGAAAUCGAUGCUAUCGGAGGUCGUCGUUUCUCCGAAGGAACUUCGGCGGAUCGUGAGAUUCAAAGAACAUUGAUGGAACUGCUCAACCAGCUCGAUGGUUUCGAUUAUCUUGGAAAGACAAAGAUUAUCAUGGCCACGAAUCGACCCGACACACUUGACCCUGCUCUUCUGCGUGCUGGACGUUUGGACCGAAAGAUCGAAAUUCCUCUGCCUAACGAGGUUGGCCGGUUGGAGAUUCUCAAGAUUCACGCUAGUACGGUGGUGACGGAGGGCGAGAUCGAUUUUGAGAGUAUAGUGAAGAUGAGUGAUGGUCUCAACGGAGCCGAUUUGCGUAACGUGGUAACUGAAGCUGGUUUCUUCGCAAUCAAAGAUGAACGUGACUCUAUCAACCAAGAUGACUUCAACAAGGCGGUUCGCAAGGUGGCCGAAGCAAAGAAACUCGAGGGCAAAUUGGAGUACCAGAAACUAUAG
This is a messenger RNA of Talaromyces marneffei, 1182 nucleotides long. RefSeq lists its product as uncharacterized. Bases 1 to 1182 code for a protein of 393 amino acids. Gene Ontology annotation, biological process: positive regulation of RNA polymerase II transcription preinitiation complex assembly. The transcript is spliced from 4 exons. The record is from RefSeq and is a predicted model, not a curated record. Gene Ontology annotation, cellular component: cytosolic proteasome complex; proteasome regulatory particle, base subcomplex. Lineage: Eukaryota; Fungi; Ascomycota; Eurotiomycetes; Eurotiales; Trichocomaceae. Gene Ontology annotation, molecular function: proteasome-activating activity; ATP hydrolysis activity; ATP binding.